CGGCGCGCGGGCACGCUGGGGGCGGGCCCGGCGCGCCCGACGCUUCCAGAAGGCCCGGACAUCGCUCUGGCAGCCACGCUGAACCAUUCUUGGUCACUGCUUUGGUUAAUCUUCUUGGUUUUCCGUUGCGGGCUUAGCCAUGGCCGCCGUGAAGACCCUGAACCCCAAGGCCGAGGUGGCCAGAGCCCAGGCGGCGCUGGCGGUCAACAUCAGCGCAGCCCGGGGGCUACAGGACGUGCUGAGGACCAACUUGGGGCCUAAAGGCACCAUGAAGAUGCUUGUUUCUGGCGCUGGUGAAAUCAAGCUUACCAAAGACGGCAAUGUUCUGCUCCAUGAAAUGCAAAUCCAGCACCCGACUGCCUCGUUAAUAGCCAAAGUGGCGACGGCGCAGGAUGACAUAACUGGCGAUGGUACGACUUCCAAUGUGCUCAUCAUCGGGGAGCUGCUGAAGCAGGCGGAUCUCUACAUUUCUGAGGGUCUUCAUCCCAGAAUAAUCACUGAAGGAUUUGAAGCUGCAAAGGAAAAGGCCCUUCAGGUUUUGGAACGAAUCAAAGUAAACAGAGAGAUGGACAGAGAGACACUUAUAGACGUGGCCAGGACAUCUCUGCGCACAAAGGUUCAUGCUGAGCUUGCAGAUGUCUUAACAGAGGCUGUAGUGGACUCCAUUUUGGCUAUUAAAAAACAAGACGAACCUAUUGACCUCUUCAUGGUUGAGAUCAUGGAGAUGAAACAUAAAUCUGAAACUGAUACAAGCUUAAUCAAAGGGCUUGUUUUGGACCACGGGGCGCGGCAUCCUGAUAUGAAGAAAAGAGUCGAGGAUGCAUACAUCCUCACAUGCAAUGUGUCCCUGGAAUAUGAGAAAACAGAAGUGAGUUCUGGGUUUUUUUACAAGAGUGCAGAAGAGAGAGAAAAACUAGUAAAAGCUGAAAGAAAAUUCAUUGAAGACCGAGUUAAAAAGAUAGUAGAACUGAAAAAGAAAGUCUGUGGCGAUUCAGAUAAAGGAUUUGUUGUUAUUAAUCAAAAGGGAAUCGACCCCCUUUCCUUAGAUGCUCUUGCCAAAGAAGGCAUAGUGGCUCUGCGCAGAGCCAAGAGGAGAAACAUGGAGAGGCUGACUCUUGCUUGCGGUGGAGUACCUCUGAAUUCUUUAGAUGACCUAAAUCCUGACUGUUUGGGACAUGCCGGACUUGUGUAUGAGUAUACAUUGGGAGAAGAGAAGUUCACCUUUAUUGAGAAAUGUAACAACCCUCGAUCUGUCACAUUACUGAUCAAAGGACCGAACAAGCACACACUAACUCAGAUCAAAGAUGCAGUAAGAGAUGGCUUAAGGGCUGUCAAAAAUGCUAUUGAUGAUGGCUGUGUGGUUCCUGGUGGUGGUGCAGUGGAAGUGGCAAUGGCCGAAGCACUGAUAAAAUACAAGUCUAGCGUAAAGGGCAGGGCCCAACUUGGAGUUCAGGCUUUUGCUGAUGCCUUGCUCAUUAUUCCCAAGGUUCUUGCUCAGAACUCUGGUUUUGACCUUCAGGAAACAUUAGUUAAAGUUCGAGCAGAACAUUCAGAAUCAGGCCAGCUUGUGGGUGUGGACUUGAACACAGGUGAACCCAUGAUAGCAGCGGAAGUAGGCAUAUGGGAUAACUACUGUGUCAAGAAACAGCUUCUUCACUCUUGCACUGUGAUCGCCACCAACAUUCUCUUGGUUGAUGAGAUCAUGCGAGCUGGGAUGUCUUCUCUGAAAGGUUGAAUCGACACUUCUGAAUCUGAAUCUGGAAGACUCUAGAAUGAUCCUGAAAACCAAGCUUCAAAUGCUUUUCAAAAGAAUUUUCCUUUUCCCAUCUGAAAUGAGAGCGCACUGACACCUGUUCAAGUUACGAUGUUCUGCAGUUAUAAUUACAGUAUUUUAAAAGCUGCACUGAGCGUGUACACUAUAAAGCAGAUCCGCUUUGCCCAGUGGACAGGAUGAUUUGCUUGAGCUGUAGUGAUUAAAUGACAUGUUAGACAAGUGUGUUAUCUACUUAUUAAAUACCCCUUUGAAAAAAAA
This is a messenger RNA of Ochotona princeps (American pika), 2032 nucleotides long. It is a transcript of the gene CCT6A, whose product is annotated as chaperonin containing TCP1 subunit 6A. Gene Ontology annotation, biological process: protein folding. The transcript is spliced from 14 exons. NCBI's taxonomy places the organism in Eukaryota, Metazoa, Chordata, Mammalia, Lagomorpha, Ochotonidae. Gene Ontology annotation, cellular component: chaperonin-containing T-complex. Bases 140 to 1735 code for a protein of 531 amino acids. The record is from RefSeq and is a predicted model, not a curated record. Gene Ontology annotation, molecular function: ATP hydrolysis activity; ATP-dependent protein folding chaperone; ATP binding.